This is a messenger RNA of Zingiber officinale, 803 nucleotides long. RefSeq names its product AP-2 complex subunit sigma. The transcript is spliced from 6 exons. Gene Ontology annotation, cellular component: intracellular membrane-bounded organelle; AP-2 adaptor complex. The record is from RefSeq and is a predicted model, not a curated record. NCBI's taxonomy places the organism in Eukaryota, Viridiplantae, Streptophyta, Magnoliopsida, Zingiberales, Zingiberaceae. Gene Ontology annotation, biological process: clathrin-dependent endocytosis; protein transport. Gene Ontology annotation, molecular function: clathrin-cargo adaptor activity. Bases 151 to 579 code for a protein of 142 amino acids.
GUUCGGUAAAAAGCUGUUGGAACUUUGAAAGUCUGACCUGGAACUAAAUUUCUGUCUCGGGUCCAGAUCGGAAUCGGAUCGAGCAAUCAGAAAACGUAUCCGUCAAAGCGAAGAUCUCGCGCUUGCUCGUCUCCAGCGACCGACGACGAUAUGAUCCGAUUCAUUCUGCUGCAGAACCGGCAGGGGAAGACGCGUCUGGCCAAGUACUACGUACCCCUCGAGGAUUCUGAGAAGCACAAAGUCGAAUACGAGGUUCAUCGGUUGGUGGUCAAUAGGGAUCCCAAAUUCACCAAUUUCGUUGAGUUCCGCACUCACAAAGUUAUUUAUAGAAGAUAUGCGGGACUCUUCUUUUCACUGUGUGUUGAUAUCACUGAUAAUGAGUUAGCAUACUUGGAGUGCAUCCAUCUAUUUGUGGAGAUUCUCGAUCAUUUCUUCAGCAAUGUUUGUGAGCUAGAUUUGGUUUUUAACUUCCACAAGGUUUAUCUCAUAUUGGAUGAGUUUAUUCUUGCUGGAGAGAUUCAAGAAACAAGCAAGAGGGCGAUAAUUGAGAGGAUGGGUGAAUUGGAAAAACAGGAAUGAGAACCGGCCAUGCAACAUUUCACUCUGAUGGCAUAAAUCACUAAAGCUGGACCCUCAGUAUUAGUAUGUUUUCAGGAAGAAAAGCGGCGUGUUGUUGAACACUUAGGCCAUCGUUGAUUGCAAGGAUAUGUAAUUACCAGAUAUUUUGUCAGCCUUGGAUAUGAGCGUUUGGUGAUUGGAUCAUGAUUUGACAAUUUUACAUCAAUUAAAUACGUUGACAUGAA